AUGGACCAGAGGGUCAUUCGUGGACUACCCAGGGAGAUGUCAAUCGAUGACGUCAAAGAGGGUCUAGUGAGCCAAGGUAUCGCAGACGCGGAGGACCACCAAGAAGCCCCUUCCGCACUUCCUCGUCAAGACGAAGAUGCCGGAAAAGCUUCUAGAGAUCCAGAGGCUGGCCAUGCUCACGGUCAGCUUCGAGAGGAAGAAAAAGUCCACCGAGCCCAGCCAAUGUUACCGCUGCCAGCGGUACGGGCACACACAGCGGAACUCCCGUCUCGCUGA
Molecule: messenger RNA, 276 nt
Organism: Acanthoscelides obtectus
Lineage: Eukaryota; Metazoa; Arthropoda; Insecta; Coleoptera; Chrysomelidae
Source: the annotation of a GenBank genome assembly